Molecule: messenger RNA, 897 nt
Organism: Suncus etruscus (white-toothed pygmy shrew)
Lineage: Eukaryota; Metazoa; Chordata; Mammalia; Eulipotyphla; Soricidae
Gene: TAS2R16
Product: taste 2 receptor member 16
Exons: 1
Coding region: 1-897 (298 amino acids)
Biological process (GO): sensory perception of taste; G protein-coupled receptor signaling pathway; detection of chemical stimulus involved in sensory perception of bitter taste
Cellular component (GO): membrane
Molecular function (GO): bitter taste receptor activity; G protein-coupled receptor activity
Source: RefSeq, a predicted model, not a curated record
AUGCCCUCUUCAUUCACAUUGAUAUUUAUGCUUUUCUUUUUUCUGGAGUCUUUGGUUGCCAUGUUGCAGAAUGGAUUCAUGGUCACCGUGCUGGGCAGGGAGUGGGCACGAAGCCGGUCUCUGCCCAUUGGUGACAUGAUUGUGACUUGCCUGGCUGCCUCCCGGUUCUGCCUGCAUGGCAUGUCCAUCUUGAACAACCUGCUAACUUUCUUUGAUUUUUAUCCCCAAAUCAAUUCUUUCAACAUUGUCUGGGACUUUACAAACACUCUCACCUUCUGGCUCACAGCUUGCCUUGCUCUAUUCUAUUGUGUGAAGAUCUCCUCCUUCUCCCACCCCAUCUUCUUCUGGCUCAAGUGGAGGAUUUCUCGAUCGAUGCCCCGUCUGCUGCUGGGAUCUCUGAUCAUUUCUAGUCUGGGAAUGACCUCAUCUAUUGUUGGAAAUUUAUUUAUUUUGCAGAUAACUGCUCUCCAGACAUCCUGUGAAAAUGAUACCCUAGCUGAUAGACUACUGGCCACUCACCGACUCAUCUUUCUACCUCAUUUAGUGCUUAUAUUGUCUGUACCCUUCCUCUUUUUCCUGGUGUCAAUCCUCUUGCUCAUGUUCUCACUGCUCCGGCAUUUGGGGCAGAUGAGAGACUGCCAGCAAGGCCACCGAGACCCCAGUACAUUGGCACAUUCCAUGGCCCUGAAGUCGCUUGCCUUCUUCCUAGUCUUCUACACAUCAUACUUCGUGUCUAUUGUUCUUGCAAUCAUGAAAAUCAUAACCUUUCGAAAUGACUGGCACUGGGCUUGGGAAGUGCUAACUUAUACAGGUAUCUGUCUACACUCCAGCAUUCUGGUGCUCAGCAGUCCCAAGUUGAGAAAAGCCCUGAUCAUGAGGUUUUGGAAACCCUGUUGA